Camellia sinensis is the source of this 1692-nucleotide messenger RNA. NCBI's taxonomy places the organism in Eukaryota, Viridiplantae, Streptophyta, Magnoliopsida, Ericales, Theaceae. The record is from RefSeq and is a predicted model, not a curated record.
CAAAACUCUCCCCAACUACAUCAUUGUCGUCCCUCACACGCUGUUCCUUAACACGCUACGUAAUUUACCACAACACCCCCACACAAACCACCCAAAUAACACACCACCAACCACUUCAAUAGAAACAACCCCAAGGGGUAAAACCGCAUCAACACAAAACCCCAAGACCCAGAUAACUUUAUUAGAGCCCCUUAUCCUUCUCUGUCCUCCAUCAUCAUCAAUCUCUGUCAAUUCCAAAUCUCCAUUGCAAUUUCCAGCAAUCCGUCGUCGUUUUUGUCUACACUGUCGCCGGAAAACUGUCUCCGGCAGAUCGGUUCGGAGCUCCGGCGGGCCCAUAUAGAUCUAUAUUCAUAUAUACAUGUAUGUAUGUAUGUAUGUAUGUAUAAUAUGGAGCAAAGAAGGUGGCUAAAGAUUGCAAUUUUGAUGUGCUUGUUAGCUAUGUCUUGCAGUAGAGAACUCAAGGUCAAGCACAAAGAUAAUUUGCCUGUUUACAAUCACACGAUUGCAACCAUAUUAGUGGAGUAUGCUUCUGCGGUGUACUUGUCAGAUUUGACAGAACUAUUUACUUGGACGUGCUCAAGAUGUGAUGAUCUGACUGAGGGAUUUGAAGUGAUCGAGCUGAUUGUUGAUGUCGAGCACUGCUUGCAGGGAUUUGUGGGGGUGGCAAAGGAUCUCAAUGCUAUUGUGAUUGCAUUCCGAGGCACACAGGAAAACAGCAUACAGAAUUGGGUUGAAGAUCUGUAUUGGAAGCAGCUUGACUUAAAUUACCCCAGCAUGCCUGAUGCAAUGGUGCACCAUGGAUUUUAUUCUGCUUACCACAACACAACCAUACGUCCUGGAGUUGUAAAUGCUGUUAAAAGAGCAAAGAAAUUGUACGGAGACAUUAAUGUUAUGGUUACAGGGCACUCAAUGGGAGGGGCCAUGGCUGCCUUUUGUGCACUGGAUCUCAAGGUCAAUCAUGAAACCCAGAAUGUUCAGGUUGUGACAUUUGGACAACCUCGUAUUGGCAAUUCUGCUUUUGUGGCUUACUAUAGCGAACUUGUGCCAAAUACAUUUCGAGUCACAAAUGAACACGAUAUUGUCCCUCAUUUACCGCCAUACUAUCCUCAUCUCACACAAAAGACAUACCAUCACUUCCCAACAGAGGUGUGGCUUUAUAAUGCUGGAUUUGGUAGUUUAGUUUAUCCAGUUGAGAAGGUCUGUGAUGAUUCUGGUGAAGACCCGUCUUGUAGUAGGUCGGUGAUGGGGAACAGCAUUUCAGACCAUUUAGAGUAUUAUGGGGUCGAAUUAGGAGGCGACACCCCACGCACGUGCAGAAUUGUAAUGGACCCUCGUGUGGCUGAGUAUGGUGUGCAAGAUCUCGGGGGGAAUUUUAUCUUGUCCAGAGAUCCUUCUACUUCUGUCGUAAAAUUGAAGAUAGAAUCAAGCAUUCCAAGCAAUGUCAUUUAGAAUUCUGUUUGGCUGGGCUUGUGGUUUGGUUUCUGUUGAAGGAUCAACCUGAGAGAGGUCAUCCCUAGAAGCUUCAGCAUUCUUUAUUUUUAGCACCUGUAGGUCUGAUUGCUGAGUAUGGUAUAUGACUGCUUGGUGGGCGGGUUGGGAUGGCUUUGUGUAUAUAUAUACUCCUCGUAUUGUGUAAAUUAAACAUGUACAAUAACAUUUGAUAUUAAAUUAAUUCAUAAAAUUUCCACUCUA